AUAGCGGAAGUUGACAAGGUUGAGUUUCAUUGAAUGUCAAUGUUCCAUCAAACUAUUACGAUGGUUAAUCAUCGCAGGACAAAAACGUGUCAAAAAAUGUUAACGAUAAAUUUAGCGGCCGUCAGCUCAUUGUGACGCUUUUAGCAAGCUACGUUUUAACGCCGCAGUUCCUUUCGGAUCAACACUGUUACCCAACUUGAUGCAACCUCUCGUCAUGUCGAAGAUGGCGAGGAGCCUCUCACGACUACUGACGAGCUGCCAGCGCUUUGCUUCACUUCCAUCGGCGUAUGCUCACCUCUGCCAUUCAUCUACCACCUUGCCAUUCAGAAGCAGCUUUGUGCGGACCAUGGGGGCACUGCCAUUUUCUUUUCCCCCGAAGCCUCGAGACUUCAGCCUGCCCAACUCGGCAUGGAGUGCGGAAAUGACUCGCUUGUAUAACUUUUACAACAACCAGUGUGAAGUGGAAAAUGAAUCUGGAGAGAAACAGAAGGGACCCUGGACGAGACUGCCCAGCUACAAUCGCACCCUCAAGUACGCCACAGGAGGAGCCUAUCUCAGCAAGUUCAUCCAGUCCAAAAAUCGACUUUUUACUCGCAGCAUCAAAACCGCAGGAGCCGCAUUUGAGUAUGUGAUGUUUAUUAACAAAGAAGAGAAGAGGUGUGUCUGCAUUUUCCAGGCUGGACAUCUGCUGGAGGGCCCGCCCGGGCAUGUCCACGGGGGGGCGAUCGCCACUAUGAUUGACUCAGUCACCGGCGCUCUUGCAGCGUUCAUGUCUGGAGCAGUCAUGACUGCCAAUCUCACCAUCAAUUACCGCAGCCCCAUCCCGUUGGGAAGUACAGUGUUGCUCGACUCCUCCGUUGACAACAUGGAAGGAAGAAAAACGUUCAUUUCGUGUAAGGUCACCAGCACCGAUGGCUCCAAGCUGCACACUGAGGCAACAGCACUCUUCCUGGCUAUCAAAGUCAGCCAUUUAUUGGGAAUGUGACUCACAACCAACCACGUUGGAAGCCUUAAUGGUGUGCCUUGGAGUCCAGUGUUAUAUUCUUAAAGUUUAUUUAAAACAUUUAUUAUUUGCCAAGUUAUUUUAGUAACUUCUCAAUAUGGCAACACAGUCAAUGAGUGGUUUGCACUUCUGCCACACAGUUCCGAGUCUGUCGGAUGGUCAAAUCUGGGCCCAAAUGUGUCCAUGAAUGGAUGAAGGCAUGAGUCGAUGUCCGUAUAACGUAUUUCGGCAGUACUGUAAAGUAGGUUAUCAUUUGACUACCUCAUGUUUUACUAACACCAAUACUAAGCCUUAUUUAUAGAACGUUUUUUUUUUUUUUUUAACUAACUUUACAGCUACUCCCUUCAGUGAAUACCUGAAACUACACUAAGCCUUGCUUUCAGCUAUUUUAUGGAAAACACUAUUUUAAUUUUGUGCCAAUUUGUGAAUUCUGUGUUCCAAGAAACACAAGGGUUUCCAUCAUGUGUUUUUUUUCAGACUGCAGUUGUUAUUGCCCAAUUCACUGAGAUGCUUUGAAGUAUUUAUCAGUUACAAUGCUGACAUGACAUACACGCGUGUUCGCUCAUGUAGGAGCACGCAGUCAUGUGGUUUGUGUCUUUAAGGGCCCCUCACUCCUUAAACCUCAGUUAGAAAAGCAGCCUUGCUAUCUAUUAGUGGUUGCUUGUGUUUUUGCCUACGUGUGUGUGAAAACUCAUGUGGUCAAGUUUGUGGAAGUUUUUUCGGUUGAAACCUCUUUAUCACAGUCACGCAGAGCAGAAACAAAUAUUUUUGGUCACCUCUUUUGGUUCAACUGGGUGGUUUUGAAGUUUUCUGUCAGGAUGUGCUGCAUUAAAUACCGUUAAUUCGAGUAAUACUAAAGCUCAGUUUUUAUUGCCUCAAUGGCAAUAAUUUAAAUUUUUCACAAAGUAUUAUUGUGGUUGUUUUUAAUGGUGUCUAGUUGAAGGGGUCACAAACUUGGAGUAGCUCCAGUUACUCCCAGUAUGAUGCAAUGUAAUUUUACACCACUGCAAACUAAGAUAAUAAACAUCUUUCACAAAUAUA
Syngnathus acus (greater pipefish) is the source of this 2044-nucleotide messenger RNA. RefSeq names its product thioesterase superfamily member 4 (gene them4). The record is from RefSeq and is a predicted model, not a curated record. The transcript has 6 exons. Bases 200 to 985 code for a protein of 261 amino acids. NCBI's taxonomy places the organism in Eukaryota, Metazoa, Chordata, Actinopteri, Syngnathiformes, Syngnathidae.